Oncorhynchus mykiss (rainbow trout) is the source of this 6278-nucleotide messenger RNA. Its product is annotated as integrin alpha-5. NCBI's taxonomy places the organism in Eukaryota, Metazoa, Chordata, Actinopteri, Salmoniformes, Salmonidae. The record is from RefSeq and is a predicted model, not a curated record. Gene Ontology annotation, biological process: angiogenesis; integrin-mediated signaling pathway; cell adhesion mediated by integrin. Gene Ontology annotation, molecular function: integrin binding. Gene Ontology annotation, cellular component: external side of plasma membrane; integrin complex.
AUCCUUUCAAUUAGGACAGAGGAGCGAGCGUAGUGAGGGAGAGCGAGUCGAGGGAAGAAGCUGACUGAGCAUUUAGGAGAGAUACAGCGAGUUUGAGUUUCAAGGCAUGCAGUUUAGAGAAAUAGAACAACCUCUCCACAAGCUCUACUGAUCUAAAAACAUAAGAGCAACGCAGGUGUUGAUUAAAACAAAUACAAUUUUAGUGGAUUAAUUGAGAAAUAGAAUGGGUUCCAAAAGAUACCAUUCGAAGACACCGGGAAAACUGAACUACUCAUUAUUCUGCAUUGGGGUUUGUCUAAUAAUUCUGCUACCGUUGUGUGAUACAUUCAACUUGGACGUGGAGAACCCUUCUGUCUACAGCGGACCUAAUGGGAGCUACUUUGGAUAUUCCGUGGAAUUUUACUUGACCAAUUCUUCAAGCGUCAGUGUAGUGAUUGGCGCUCCCAAGGCCAAUACCAGUCAGUUCAACAUCACAGAGGGCGGGUCUGUGUACUUCUGCCCAUGGAGUCUCGGCCAAUCUGAGUGCCACAGCAUUGAAUUUGACAAUCAAGGGGACCGCAUAGUCACUGUCAGUGGCACAGACUACCAGGCUGAAGUCAAGUCCCACCAGUGGUUCGGCGCCACCAUCCGUUCCCACGGAGACACCAUUCUGGCCUGUGCCCCCCUCUACUCCUGGAGAACCAAAGCAGAAAAGCCCCAGUCAGAUACCACGGGAACCUGCUACCUCUCUGUCAAGAACUUCACCAAGUUUGUGGAAUAUGCUCCCUGUCGCACAGAAUUCAUUAACCAGGGUGGUCAGGGCUACUGUCAGGGGGGAUUCAGUGCUGAUUUCACGAAGGAUGGGAAAGUGGUGCUUGGAGGACCAGGCAGCUUCUUCUGGCAAGGUCAGGUGAUCUCAGCAGCCAAAGAGGAGAUAAUCAAGGCCUACUAUCCAGGGUACUUCAUGCAGUCUGUGGAGGGACAGACCCAGACCAGACAGGCUCAGAUCAAAUAUGACGACAGCUACCACGGUUACUCUGUUGCAGUUGGGGAAUUCAGUGGAGAUGACGUGGAAGAUGUUGUGGCUGGGGUCCCAAAAGGGGUCAUGCUCUAUGGUUUGGUGUCUGUUUUAAAUGGCACUGAUCUGAAGUCCAUGCUCAACUACACUGGCGAACAGAUGGGCUCCUAUUUUGGGUAUACUGUGUCCACAGCCGACAUCAAUAACGACGGCAUGUCUGACCUGUUGGUGGGAGCUCCCAUGUACAUGACCCGAGGGUCAGACGGCCGUCUGGAGGAGGUGGGUCGUGUGUACCUCUAUCUGCAGCGUGGACCACUGGACCUGGAGCCAACUCUCAACCUGACCGGGACCCAGGUGUUUGGGAGGUUUGGCAGCACCAUCGCACCUCUGGGAGACCUCAACCUGGACGGAUACAAUGACUUGGCCAUCAGCUGUCCUUUCGGUGGAGAGGACCAGCAGGGAUUGGUUCUCAUCUACAACGGAUUCGCCGGUGGGCUCAGGAACACACCCUCUCAGGUCAUAGCUGGCCAAUGGGCUUCAGGCACAGUGCCGGCCAGCUUUGGAUUCUCACUCCGAGGUGCUAAGGAUCAGGACAUGAAUGGCUACCCAGAUCUUAUUGUUGGUGCUUUCGGAGUUGACAAGGCGAUUUUGUACAGGUCCCGGCCCAUCGUCAACACCAGUGCCUCCCUGACCGUCUAUCCCACAAUGAUCAACCCCGAGGAGAAGAGUUGUUCAGUCAACAACGGCAACACCACCAUACCUGUCUCCUGUGUCAACCUGAGUUUCUGCCUCUCUGCCAAUGGGAAGUACCUACCAGACAACCUAGGCUUCCUGGUAGAGGUGCAGUUGGACCAUCUGAAACACAUGCAGAAGGGAGGGGUGAAGAGGGCUCUGUUUGUAGACUCCCAGCAGCCAAUGCUUCAGAGGAGUGUAAGAGUGCGGAGCGGAGAGCGUGUGUGUCACGAGACCAAGAUCUACCUGAGGGAUGACAAGGAGUUCAGAGAUAAGCUCUCCUCCAUCUACAUCUCCCUCAACUUCAGUUUGGAUCCUCAGGCAGCGUUUGACUCCCACGGCCUCAGACCCAUCCUUAACUACAAGACCACCGAGCUCAUCGAGCAGAAGGCCCAGAUUCUGCUGGACUGUGGAGAAGACAACAUCUGUGUUCCCGACUUAAAGCUGGCGGUGCAGGGGGACAGGAAGGAAGUGUACCUAGGUGAUGACAACUUGCUGACCUUGACUUUCAACGCGCGGAACGAGGGUGAAGGUGGGGCCUAUGAGGCUGAAUUGUAUGUGGUGUUACCUCCUGAAGCAGACUACAGCGGUAUAGCUCGCAAUAACGAGAGCCUGACCCAGCUGACCUGUAGCUACGAGGCUGAGAACCAGACCCGCUACCUCAGCUGUGACCUGGGCAAUCCCAUGAAGUCUGGCACCAGCCUGUGGGCAGGCCUGCGUUUCACUGUGCCACGACUGAAGGACACACACAAGACGGUUCAGUUUGAGCUGCAGAUCCGCAGUAAAAAUGAGAAUAAUUCCCACAGUGAGGUGGUGCCCUACAAACUGGAGGUGGUUGUCCAGGCCAAUGUUAUUUUACAGGGUGUCUCCCGGCCAGACAAGGUCUUCUUCCCUCCCCUCAACUGGAAGGUCUCCAAGACCCCCCAGGAGGAGCAGGACAUUGGGCCUGUAAUCCAACACGUCUAUGAACUGGUGAACAAAGGUCCCAGUGGGAUCAGCCACACAGUGCUGCAGCUCAGCUGUCCUCUCAGUGUUCAGGGCCAGGGUCUCCUCUACCCUCUGGAGAUGUCUACUGAGGGACCCCUCAACUGCACCACCAACCACUCCAUCAACUACCUGCAGCUCAAGCUCCAGCAGACUUCCACAGAGCAGCCGCCCCUACUUGUGCCUGGUCAGGAUCACCACAUCGAGAGGAGAGAAGUCCAGAGAGACCAGCUGGCAGAGCACACUAACCUGUCCUGCUCUAACGUGGAGUGCUGGACACUACAGUGUGACGUGGGUCUUCUGGAGAAGGGGACCAGCGCCAUCCUCAAAUUGCGCUCCCGCAUCUGGGCUGAGACCUUCAUCGAGAGGGCAUACAAGGGGUACGUGCUGGAGUGCCUGGCAAGGUUCAGUGUGGUCAAGAUGCCCUAUGCCAUCUUGCCCAAGGAGGUACCGAGUGGAUCUAAAAAGGUGGUGACCCCGUUGGUGUGGAACAAACAAGACAGCCAAUACUCUGUGCCCUUGUGGAUCAUCAUUCUGGCCAUACUGGCUGGGCUUCUGCUGCUGGCACUGCUCAUCUACGUCCUGUACAAACUUGGCUUCUUCAAAAGGUCGCUACCCUACGGCACGGCUAUGGAGAAGGCCCAACUCAAGCCCCAGGCUGCGUCUGAGGCCUAAACACCACAUAGAAAGGAUUAAAACAAACUAUUUUGUUGUCACAGAACCAAAGAAACCUAGAAACCCACAUGAUUGCAAUGGAGAAAUGUGGUUAAUUUAAACAUCCAGAGAGGAUUAGACUGCAGUUGAAGAGGGAGGAGGAGGAGGAGGAGGAAAGACCACUGGAACUCCACUGUACUGCACUAGAGGAAGAAAUACCCAAAGAACUCCAAACCAAAUGAAUGUUUUUAAUUUAAUAUAUGUUUAUGUUUGUUGUUGUUGGGUUGGGGUUGAUCACCAAGCUGAACUUCAGUGUCACAGUCAGAAAAACUGGCUUUAGACUUACUGAUCCUAUUUGAGUUGAAGUCCAAGACUAGUGACUACAGAAGAAGAGGAGUAGCCUAUGGAAAGCCUUGAUACGAUCAAGGAAGAAGCUUGGUUUCUCCCUGCACAUCUUUUUAAACAGCUUUGUAUUCCCUUGUGGAUCCUUGUGAAAGAUAAUUGUUUUACUCUUUUUCAACUGCCUUCAUUUUGGUGCUAAAAAAGUGUGAUCACUGCUUUUAAAAGGUAUAUGAUGGUGUUGAGGGGGACUGAAUGCAUCUCCCUUCCUUUUUGUAGCCAUUAAAGAAAUCUGAUCUGAUACUUUCCCAACCGAAGUUAGAAACAUGCUUCCUGUUCAGGGCACCAGAAGAGCAUGUUCACCAGAGGUGCAUGUUCACCAGAGGAGCAUGUUCACCAGAGGAGCAUGUUCACCAGAGGAGCACAGACAGAGGAUGUCUGUCUCAUGUCUCCAUAAUCUACACCUGAGCUGUUUACCCAUCCACAUUUCUACCAAACAUGUUUUUACAGCCAAUCUUUUGUUUAAUGUAAGUUCAGUUUGGCUCCAGUAAUGUUCGGCACGUACAAACUCCUGUACUGCCAAAAUAGCUUCUUCAGCCUCAGAAUGGUGGACAUACAGUGCUUGUUCCAGUUGUUUUGCACUCAAAAGAAAUCUACUGAUGUCUAACAAGAUGCCAAAAACAGACAGGAUACUGACGGACUGAUCUUCCUUUGGGUUUGACUUGACCAUUACUGAUCACUUUGUUGAUCCUGCAUGUUUGUGUUCGUUGUGACAGAUCAAAGCAUUGCCUCAAAGUUGACUGGGACUUGACUGGAUCCAUCCACCAUGGGCCUGUGAGAUAGAUCCUACUGAAAGCUUGAUACACUCUGGUGCCAGUACUCUGUCUGGUGACUUGUAAACAAGUUUGUCCAGACUUUGCUUGUGCUGCAAGAGGCAGUAUGGAAAUUGAGUUGAAGCAAAGACCAUCCAGGUGUAUCCACAGCCUUGGUGUGUAAUGAUGUCUUGAAGUCAGUACAUUACUAUGUUGCCAACAGAGAUCAAGGAAGCUGUAGUACAUACAAUCUGGGUGGGUUGCUUGCAGGUAAGGGCUCACUCCGGUGAGUGUCAGGGAAACGGCCAAAUAUCCAGUCCCUACACAUUUCACCUUGAUCUUGUAGUGUGCUAGGAGCAUCUUUGCUCUGGUUUGUUUUAAUUUUAUUUUGAUGUCCUUAUGAUAACAAAAACUGACUGAGUACCAGAAGCUCUCACACCACGAUGCUGCAGCUUCAUCCAUGGACUGAAUAUGUGGGGCUCUUUUAUUUGUCAUGUAAAUACGUUUUGUGUGUGUGUCAGACUGCCUGUGUCUUCAUGUGUUGAUGUUCCUGUCUGUUUUUUUGUGUGAAUCGGAGAUCAAUCCCAAUGCUAAGUCCUCUCUUUUCUCUCUUGCAUCACGAGGGAAAGGUAGACUUGUCCAGCAGUAAUGCUGAUCAUCGCAUCACUUCAAUCUGUACUCAGGAUGGGUUGAGACUGCCUGAUUAGAGUUUAGGACAGCUAGGACCAGAGUAGCUAUUCAUUUAGGGCCCAAUUCAGACUUGAGAUAAAGGGAUAGCAACUGGGCAUUGGGGGGGGGGGGGGGGGGGGGGGGUAUGGUUUGUACGUGCAAUAUUAUUAUUCACUCUGGUUGAUAUUGGUUUUAGUUUUUGCAGUAGUUUUUGGAUUUUCUUUCAUUUUGUUCCGGAGGGGUUGUGUUAAACCAGGUGUGUCUAACAUCUAAUGAUGAGUCUGUGUUAAAAACCAUACCAAGUCUGCUCCCUAUGGUCGGAUGGGGGUAUUGUCAAAAACAAUUGGUCUGUUUUUUCCCCCCCUAGAUUUUUCCACUGCACGUAUUCACCACUUUUACAUUUUGCUCCACUGCUAUAACUAACCAAUGUUUAGUAUCACUAUUUCAGAUAUCAGUGGUAAAAAAAUACAUCCAUCCAUCCACCUCCUGAGUUGAACUCGAGUGGGCAUGUGUGAUAAUGUAUGUUCAGUUCAAUUGUAUCACCUAUCCAAACGCAGCCAUAAUGCUACACAUCUGUUUUCACUAUUUGUUUUGAAUGCCCCCUAGCUCAUAUUGGUGAUUUAAUCCACAAGCUUUAUCAACACUCAUGGUGCAAAGACUGCUAACGCCACUCAGUGGAUUCAUUUAACAUGUAUCAUAUUAUUUUUAACAGUAUUUGUAUGAUAUUGUUUUGAAAAGUAUAUGUCUGAUCGUAGUGUCCAGACUGAAAAUGUCAACCUAGUAUUAUUUAUAUUGAAAGAGGAUGUUUUAAACAGAAUCCUCUGUGGUUACAGUAGAAGACUACACUGGGUUUAUCCUUGUUUUCUCAAUGCUUUCUUGGCCCCCCUUUUAAAAAUCUCCUUUUUUACAAAGUUGUAAAUAUUUCUGACGAGAAUAUUUUUUAGAUCCAAUUGGGAAAAAAAACAUUUGUGAAAUUUACUCUCCCCAUAUUGGGGAGACUUUCUGGGAAGAGGAUUUAGUCUUUUAGUGAUCAUUUGUGUCUUAUUAUAUGGUUUGCAUUUCAAUUAAAAAAAUGACAUGCUUUGAUUGAA